AACGAAGACAGUGUUGUUCGUUAUUUUUUGGUAGGAAAUUAGGAAUAAAAAUAUUGGCAACACCUAGAUCAUAUGACAGUCAGUCUAUUAUUUUCCAUCAAAAUGGCUAUACGGGUGGAGGCUUGCUGUAUUUUCCUUCUUUUAUCAAUAAUCGGCAUCAAUGCCGCGGGCCAACUCGCAAUUCUUCACCACCCUGACUCCCUAAAAUUUUCGGGCUCUGAUGAAAUUCGGGAAAGCGUUUUGAAGGAAGUAUUCUCUGCGUCGUUGGGUCUAUCUACUGAACAAUACGGAUAUUGGGAUGGUUUGUACGUCCUUGACCCGUUUGAGACUCCUGAGGCGGCUGUAGAAGUUUAUGUCGAUGGUGUCACGAGUCUUGGCGAUUUUGCUGCCAAAACAAGGACAUAUCCUUUAUCAGUAGAUGAGUAUGAACCUGAUACAUUUGAAUCUGUAAAGGAUAGAAUUCACCAGAGAUUCUCCACUGACAGUAAACUUGUUAACAUUCGGCUGUCCGACACAUAUGAGUUACAAAAUUACAACAAUGUUUUUGGUGACAUCAAGAUACCUAAAGUACCUAAACAAACUUUGAACAGCCUGAAACCGUCUGUCGAGGAAGAUUAUCAGUUCCUUAGUGAACUUGAAGCUUUAAAAUCAAUUACUUCAGCUGUAAAAUAUAAUUUGAAACCAGACAACAAAAUUGACUUCUUCAACUUCCGCUUCAGCUCACUGCAUGCCCUCUCUGACUUCCAUGGCCCUAAUUCACUACAGACUAAAGAAGCAAAGAAACUUUUGAAUGAGGCCAUUAAAGAGCUGAAUGAUGCAUUUGUGAAAGCGUACGAAGGUCGCGUAGUGUUUGCAGUGGUCACUACAGAUGUGGCGCACACCAGGCGUACUGUUCGCGCAUCUGGAAACCUUAAGGAAAAUACUGUCACCCUGACCGACGACAGUGCCGACUACCCCGUGAUUUUCAACAUCAUCUUAUGGUUCGGCGUGGUAAUGGUGUUCACUAUGAUUGCGGUCGUGUAUGCCAUCAUGGACAUGGACCCUGGCAGAGAUUCCAUCAUCUAUCGCAUGACCAGCACCAGAAUGAAGAAGGAUAACUAAUUUAGUUUCAAGGAUUGUAGGAUUCUUUAAAUUAUAAAUCCUUAAUAGCUUGUUAAGACUUAAAUAGAAGUAGUUGCAACAGUUCACAGUAAUAUUUGCUCCUGUAUAAUAUAUGGAUAAUUUGUUUGACGAAUCUAAAAAAUAAACUGGUUUUACAAAAUGCGCAUAUGAAUUGCUUAUUGUUAGUAUAAGUGUAACUUCGUUAUUCUUAAGUUGUAAAUGAAAAUGUUGAAAAUUUAAUUAUUUAUUUUAAAGUUACCACUACACCACUGUUUAAAUGUUAGGGGAGUGUUAUUGCUUAUUGGAUAUUUUCUGCAGGGUUCAGGGAGACCACAGUAUCAGAAGUUUCUAUUAUACUUUGAUCAAUCAUAAAGUCAACAUUUCAUGAAUUACGCUGAUUGCUACAAAGCAUUCCAGUCUAGUAGUAGUAUAGAAAUAAUCUAUCUAAUUGGAAGCAUAUAUGUAUGCAUUGGAAGCAUAUGCAUUGGUCUCAUAGCCUGGUGGGGAUUCUAAAAACUUCUGACCCUAGUAAUUUCCCUGUGUCUGCAUAAGUGUAGAAAUGCUGUCUGUUUUAAGAAGAAAUAAUAUAUCGUGUAUCAGUAUUAAAAUAAGUUUAACAUCUUUACCACUGCCUGCCGGCGAAGUUUCAUGUUUCAUAAUAUUAAAUACAUUCCCUUUCA
Molecule: messenger RNA, 1781 nt
Organism: Pectinophora gossypiella (pink bollworm)
Lineage: Eukaryota; Metazoa; Arthropoda; Insecta; Lepidoptera; Gelechiidae
Product: ATPase H(+)-transporting accessory protein 2-like
Exons: 8
Coding region: 73-1101 (342 amino acids)
Biological process (GO): positive regulation of Wnt signaling pathway
Cellular component (GO): external side of plasma membrane; membrane
Molecular function (GO): signaling receptor activity
Source: RefSeq, a predicted model, not a curated record